This is a messenger RNA of Lingula anatina, 1366 nucleotides long. RefSeq lists its product as uncharacterized. Lineage: Eukaryota; Metazoa; Brachiopoda; Lingulata; Lingulida; Lingulidae. The record is from RefSeq and is a predicted model, not a curated record.
UAAUAUUUACUGUGUCUCUGUAAGUGUAGUGUAUAUUCAACUGUGAGUGUUUAUCUAGCAGAAGAUCCGAUCUGGGGGCUUGAUACGGAAGAGUUUAUGAAAGAAAGAGAAGGAGGUGUAUUUCCGAGCAAAUAAUGAAAUCUGGUAUGGCCGCAAGUAAAUACCUUUGACAGGUUCGGCGUGCCAUGGUUAUGUUAAUAAUCUACCUCGCAAAGUUACACCUGUCUUACAAGGCUAAUAAGCCACGUAUGCGUCUUGCCGACUUAACCAAAGGACGUGCAUAAAGCACUCAAUAUCUCCGAAGUGGUGGACGUUCAAACAAUGCCCGGACCAAGUGUAAAAACAUCCAGAGAUUUCGAAUCUGUAUUGGUGAAGAAAAGUCUCCGAAAUUCCGUCCGAACUCGAGCCAUGAACUCUCGAGAGAAGAAUCUUUUAGAAGAAAAACUAUUGAAUUUGGAGAGAGCUACAAAUCGCACUAAUGGCCUUAUUCGCAAAGAGAUCAAUAACCUUAUGCACGAACUCAGUAACGCCGAACAUUACAAAGUCAAAGAAGAAAAUGCUGAGUCGCCUGUAAACACGGAAAGUAAUCGGGAUAGUGACUCGGAGGAGGAUGAAACAACAAGUAGUGUCCAAGAUGCUUCAGAAAGUGGGUCCGAAAAUAGAAUAUCUUGUAUCGAGAGCUUUCUAGAACCCGACAAACUGAUUUCAAACCGCAUCUUGCCCGCUUGCAAAUUGAAUUCUACAAAGCUUUUACCUUACGUGACUUCUGCUACAAUUUCGGGAAAGUCCAGGGAUCGGGAAGAACGUCGGGACACGGGGCACAGGUGUAAAUACGGUUUGACCAAAGGAGAAUGCGUUCAUUUCCCGUGUAUUUUGCCUAAAACUUAUACAACGUUAGGGUACAGGUUAACUGGGGAACCAGUGUCUCCUUGGGAAACGACGCCACGUGUGUUUUCCCCACCAAGAAUUUCAUAUCUCGGAAAAUCGGGAGAGGUCGACUUUCCCAAGAAAGAAAAGGCAGUGCAAGGCGUGUUUAGAGACCUGAGGGAGAAAAACAAAGCAAAUAAACCUCAAGACAGAGCGGUCAGGUAUGGGGAGUCGAUAUCCCGCCAUAAACUGUUGAAUCCUGUUAGACCUGUGCCGGCAGAGAAGAUACAAUUAUCGUUAACUUGAGAAGAGAGAGAGGGAGACUACAUAUUAAUUAUCCAGGAAAAAUGGCCAAUUUUAACGCCAAAUUUCCCGAGAAAGAAUUAAGAAGAGAUAUCUAAAGCACUCAUUUUUCAACAUUUUCUGUUUGAAAAUGAAACUUAUAAAACUUAUCCUGGGCAGUAUGACUGGGAUGGCCAAUUUAGACGGUGUAAUAAUA